AUCACACUAUAACAAAAAUGUAAAACCAAAAUUCCAUUGUCCUUUGACUUUUCCCCCAAAAUUCUAACAAGAUUCAAUGAAAGAUACGACCUAUUUUUCCUCGCUUCUUACCAUCAAAAUCCUUCGGCCCAUACAUAAACAAAAACACACCCAUAAAUUUUUUUUUUUAAAAAAAACUAUUUCCAAUACUCUUCUCCCUCUAAUUCUCCCUCUCGAUAAAUACUCAUCACCCAUAAGUAGAGAAAAGAACACAAUCCAAAACACCCGAAUAUAGUAGAAACAAAAAAGUUGCAAAAAUCAUGGGAGGUAUAGACUCACCAUACAAUCCCACCUCAAAACCUUCUUCUUCUUCCUCAUAUUGGAAUUGGACAAUAAUAAAAAACACUAACAAACCCACCAUAUCAACUCUAAUUUUCGUUACUUUCGUAUGCUCCUUUUUCUACCUCCUUGCAAUAUGGCAGAGUCGCAAUAGCGGCCCUGCCAUCACUAGUACGAGCAUCACAUGCACUACCACUCUAAACAGCACUCACUCGAGUCCACUGGACUUCAUGGCUCACCACACGGCGAACCAUGAACCAUCCGCGUCGGACUCGAGUUCAAACCGGGUGUACCCGCCGUGCGACAUUACGUACAGCGAGUACACCCCGUGUGAGGACAGAAGAAGGUCAGUGAAAUUUACAAGAGAUAGGCUCAUAUAUAGAGAAAGACAUUGUCCUAAGAAAUGGGAACUUCUGAAGUGCCGGGUACCCGCCCCAUUCGGGUAUAAAAGCCCGUUUAAGUGGCCCGUUAGUAGGGACUAUGUAUGGUAUGAUAACGUACCACACAAACAUUUAACGGUGGAGAAAGCGGUUCAGAAUUGGAUCCGGUUCGAAGGUGACCGGUUCAAGUUCCCUGGAGGUGGGACCAUGUUUCCUAAUGGUGCUGGUGCUUAUAUUGAUGAAAUUGGGAGAUUAAUUAAUCUUAAUGAUGGGUCUAUUAGGACUGCCAUUGACACUGGUUGUGGGGUUGCAAGUUGGGGAGCAUACUUGCUAUCUCGGAACAUACUGGCAAUGUCAUUUGCACCAAAAGACACCCAUGAAGCUCAGGUUCAAUUCGCAUUAGAACGUGGGGUCCCUGCUUUGAUUGGUGUUAUGGCUUCUAAGAGACUCCCUUAUCCUUCAAGGGCGUUUGACAUGGCUCAUUGCUCUCGUUGCCUUAUUCCUUGGGACCAAUAUGAUGGAGUGUACUUGAUGGAGGUUGAUAGAGUGCUCCGACCCGGCGGAUAUUGGAUCUUAUCCGGCCCUCCUAUCAAUUGGAAGAAGUAUUGGAAGGGAUGGCAGAGAAGCAGGGAAGACCUAAAUGGAGAACAAACUAGAAUAGAGAAUGUAGCCAAAAACCUUUGUUGGAAGAAAGUGAUACAGAAAGGAGAUAUUGCUAUUUGGCAGAAGCCAAUCAAUCACAUGCAUUGCAAACGUAACCAAAAAGUUCAUACAAACCAGCCCUUUUGCCCAACUCCAAACCCUGAUCAAGCCUGGUACACAAACUUGGAGACAUGUCACACUCCUUUACCAGAAGUCUCGGAGGAAAAAGAAGUUGCAGGAGGACACUUAGCAAAAUGGCCAAAAAGGUUGACUGAAAUCCCACCUAGAAUAAGAAGUGGAACAACAGGAGUAACUCCAAAAAUAUUUCAAGAAGACAUGAAAUUAUGGAAGAGAAGAGUAUCAUACUAUAAAACAGUAAAUAACCAGUUAGGGCAGCUAGGAAGGUACCGGAACCUUCUAGACAUGAACGCCAAAUUGGGUGGUUUCGCGGCGGGUUUGGUGGAUGAUCCGGUUUGGGUGAUGAAUGUGGUUCCUGUGGAAGCUAAGGUUAAUACUCUUGGAGUGAUCUAUGAAAGGGGGUUGAUUGGAACUUACCAAAGUUGGUGUGAAGCAAUGUCUACUUAUCCAAGGACUUAUGAUUUUAUUCAUGCAGAUUCGAUUUUCACACUCUACAAGGAUAGAUGUGAGAUGGAGGAUAUUUUAUUGGAGAUGGACAGGAUAUUAAGGCCGGAAGGAAGUAUAAUUUUCAGAGAUGACGUGGAUAUAUUGGUGAAAAUAAAGAAGAUAACAGAUGCAUUACAAUGGGAUAGUCAAAUAGUUGACCAUGAGGAUGGGCCCCUUCAAAGAGAGAAGCUUCUCUUUGCCGUCAAAUCUUAUUGGACGGCCCCUAACACUAGUGAUCAACAAGACUCUAAUACUGCUGCAUAGAUUUCUUUCUCUCCAGAAAUUUGUUAGUUAUUACUAUAUUAUACUUGAUGGGUUAAUUGGUAAUAAGUAAUAACUAAUGUUUAUCCUGGAAGAAAAAGGGGGGGAAAGAGAGACAAAAAAGGAAAGCAACAGUACAAAAUAGUUGGCUUAGUACAUUUUUUUCUUCUUAUUUUUCCUUGGAUGUCUUUUUUCUAUUAUCCUGCAUGAUAAUCUCUAUUCUCUAGAAUUCAAUGUAUGUACUAAAUUUUUAGUCAAUUAUCUUGCUUAUCAACUAAUUUUAUUGUUUUCGAUUGCU
This is a messenger RNA of Beta vulgaris subsp. vulgaris (sugar beet), 2523 nucleotides long. RefSeq names its product probable methyltransferase PMT15. The transcript is spliced from 6 exons. The record is from RefSeq and is a predicted model, not a curated record. Gene Ontology annotation, molecular function: methyltransferase activity. The coding region runs from base 300 to 2228 and encodes 642 amino acids. NCBI's taxonomy places the organism in Eukaryota, Viridiplantae, Streptophyta, Magnoliopsida, Caryophyllales, Amaranthaceae. Gene Ontology annotation, cellular component: cytoplasm; endosome; trans-Golgi network.